CAAAUCCCUCGUGCAGGAGGUACCGGCUCACCAAGAAAGUUAUUAUUCACUUUAUUUCUGAUUCUUGUGAGAUGUGGGGAAUUCUGUAAGGGUACACAUAUUACAACCAUGGGGAUGUUUAGAUCGUGCAACCACUUCAGCAUCAGGCCUCUAAUGACCUACACUCUUCAGAGGAAGUCUUUACUAACAAAGAAUUCAGCAGGAAGUCUGAAUGGUUUUGUCAUUUCUAAGACAUGGAGGUUACAAGAAGGAACAGGAAAAAAUGUUCUGCCUCUGUCACAGUUUGCUUUUAGAUAUAAUACCCCAACAGACCAAAGACAUGGGUUACAGAAAAAUUUCCAAAUGAUUCAAAGCUGCUUCUAUCACAGCAUAUCAAGCAGCAGAUACAGACAAGGAAGUCCCAUUUCUCUAGUGAGUUCAUCAAACUCCCUCCUUGGAAACAGCAUUGACAGACGGAACUUUUCAACAUCCUGGCUGGACAACUUGGCCCUUACUCAAGCAGGCUGGUUCAGGGCCCUAGCAGAAUCAAGACUGGUUGAGAGCUUAAUGGGGGGGCUGCAGGGAAUACAUGACUCUCUGAACCUGCCUUGGUGGGGAGCCAUUAUCAUCUCUACAAUACUGAUGAGGGGAGUGUUAACCUUCCCUCUUGCAGUGUACCAGAAUUACAUCUUGGCCAAAGUAGAAAACUUGAAACCUGAAAUGGAUAAGUUAGUUAAAGAAUUGAAGAGAGAGACAGCCAUUGCCAUAAGAAAGUUUGGCUGGGACGAGAAGCAUGCACGCAUUAUGUUCAAUAGAUCGGCCAAGAAAAUGUGGAAAGAUCUUAUCAUCAAGGAGAACUGUCAUCCAUUCAAGGCGAGCUUACUUCUUUGGGUCCAGAUUCCACUGUGGGUCUCCAUGAGUGUGUCAUUCCGCAAUAUGGCCUCCAUGAUGCCACACCAGGAUGCAG
Molecule: messenger RNA, 946 nt
Organism: Penaeus indicus
Lineage: Eukaryota; Metazoa; Arthropoda; Malacostraca; Decapoda; Penaeidae
Product: cytochrome c oxidase assembly protein COX18, mitochondrial-like
Exons: 4
Biological process (GO): protein insertion into mitochondrial inner membrane from matrix; mitochondrial respiratory chain complex IV assembly
Cellular component (GO): mitochondrial inner membrane
Molecular function (GO): membrane insertase activity
Source: RefSeq, a predicted model, not a curated record